GAAAGAGUAGAGAGAUGAAUCUGCAGGGAGGAGGAGAUGGAAGAGGAAAUGGAGGUUUCCAUAGCUACCGAACCCGCCUCCCUCACCCAACCUCCGACAUGAGAGCGCCAGCUGUCGAGAUGAACCACGGCGGCUCCGGCAACAACUCUCUGUUUCCCGACGACGGAGAAUGCACCGUCCGGGAGCAGGACCGGUUCAUGCCGAUCGCGAACGUGAUCAGAAUCAUGCGCAAGAUCCUCCCGCAGCACGCGAAGAUAUCGGACGACGCGAAGGAGACGAUCCAGGAGUGCGUGUCGGAGUACAUCAGCUUCAUCACCGGCGAGGCCAACGAGCGGUGCCAGCGGGAGCAGCGCAAGACCAUCACCGCCGAGGACGUCCUGUGGGCCAUGAGCAAGCUCGGCUUCGACGACUACAUCGAGCCGCUCACCCUCUACCUCCAGCGCUACCGCGACUACGACGGCGGCGAGCGCGGCUCGCUCCGGGGGGACCCGCUCCAGGUCAUGAAGCGGGGCAUGGUCGACUCGGCGGCCGCCGCCGGCUUCCAGCCGUUCUUGCAGCCUCCGCCGUACCCGUUGCCGGGGCACCACCAUGCUUCCUACUUCGGGUUUCCGGCGCCGCCGGUGAAUGGGUACCUGCACAGGGAUGGUGAAGCAAAUGGCGCCGCCUCUUCCCUGGCUGGCGGCGCAGCCACUGUUGAGCCGCCGCCCUGACCUCAUCAGUGCAUGCAAGGAGUAGCCAGCCCGUUCAAAGAUGAAGGUCAAAGCCCAACUGUCUGUCAAAAACUCUAAAAACAAUUAAGUAGCUGGUAAUUAGGAUUUUUUUUUUUUAACUCCGUCGUCUAGCUAGUCUCUGUUUUAGUUCAAAAAAAUGCAAGGACAGUUGAUGCAUUAUAGCAGCUCCCAUUUCUAAUUAGGACUUGAAAACUUGUUUUCCCCUGAUUAAAUAAAUUAAGUGCGUAAUUUAGAUUGAGAA
Molecule: messenger RNA, 972 nt
Organism: Cuscuta epithymum
Lineage: Eukaryota; Viridiplantae; Streptophyta; Magnoliopsida; Solanales; Convolvulaceae
Source: the annotation of a GenBank genome assembly